Messenger RNA from Phalacrocorax carbo (great cormorant), 6077 nucleotides. The record is from RefSeq and is a predicted model, not a curated record. NCBI's taxonomy places the organism in Eukaryota, Metazoa, Chordata, Aves, Suliformes, Phalacrocoracidae.
AAAAAGCUGAUAGUAAGGGAGACAGUGCCUGAAUAUUAUCUAGAAGAUUUGGAAAUGCAGAUCAAUUGCAGAGGUUGGGAACGAAAUUUUGUCUUCUUGCCUGCUACUCUACCUUGCUCCCAGCUCUCGGUUUGUAUAGGAGGCAUUAUGUUUUCAAAGCAAGAGAGAAAAUGAACCUCUGGUGCUGGGCUCAUUCAAAGCAGGGGGGUUCCCAUCUACAUCGCGCUCUCGUGAUUCAUCAUCUCGGCCAUCUAGACUGACUGCUGCAGCGGUUUUGAUAACCAGGGAUUCGGAGGUGAUGUGGAAAACACUCAGAAUGGAAGGCAUACUGCCAUGUCUCCUCCUGCUGGUGGGAGCAACCAUCACUGCUCAGUGCCAGGGCUUGCGCGUACGUUUCAAACGGGGAGCCAGAUCUAGAGCCAUUUGCACAGACAGUUCAUCUGGAGAAAUUUACCAGCACAGGGGGACCUGGCUCAGGCUCUCAGGGAGCAGAAUAGAAUACUGUAGGUGCGACAGUGGUCGGAGUCGCUGCCACACUGUGCCUGUCAGAGCCUGCACUAGAAAUAAAUGCUACAACGGGGGCCAGUGUUCACAGGCGUAUUAUUCCCCACAGCUCUUCAUCUGCCAGUGCCACCAAGGUUUCUCUGGGAAGCAGUGUGAAAUAGAUACUGAAGUCAAGUGCUACAAAGAUGCUGGAGUAACAUACAGGGGUACAUGGAGCAUGACAGAGAGUGGAACUGAAUGUUUAAAUUGGAAUAGCAAUGGCUUGAUGGACCGGACAUACAGCAGCCGAAGAGAGGAUGCUGCUGAGCUGGGAUUGGGCAAUCACAACUAUUGCAGAAACCCAGAUGAGGAUUCCAGACCUUGGUGCUAUAUCUAUAAAGGGGGAAAGUACAUCUGGGAACACUGCAGUGUGCCCUCCUGUUCAAAAGUUGGGAACAUCAACUGCAAAUCUGGAAGAGGCACAGAUUACCGAGGCAGCCACAGUGUUACCAGUUCCGGAGCUACCUGUCUGAGGUGGAAUUCUGGAAUCCUUAUCAACAAGUUAUAUACUGCUUGGAGAAGAGACGCUUACCAGCUGGGCCUUGGAAGCCACAAUUUCUGCCGGAAUCCUGACAAUGACAGCAAGCCCUGGUGCCAUGUACUGAAAGGAAAUCAGCUCACAUGGGAGUACUGCAAUGUGCCUACUUGCUCCACCUGUGGCUUAAGGCAGCGCAGAGUACGCCAGUACAGGAUUAAAGGUGGCUCCUAUGCAGACAUUGCAGCUCACCCAUGGCAAGCUGCCAUCUUUGUGAAGUAUCGCCAAGCACCUGGAGAGCACUUCCUCUGUGGAGGAAUUCUGAUCAGUUCCUGCUGGGUUUUGUCAGCUGCUCACUGUUUUGAGGAAGGCUUUAGUACAAAUCAGCUGAAGGUUGUGCUGGGUAGGACCUCCCGAGCAACUCCCGAGAAAAAUGAACAAAAGUUUCAAGUGAAGAACUACAUUGUGCAUCAGAGAUUUGACUCAGAAAAUUUCAACAAUGAUAUUGCUCUGCUGCAGUUGAACUCAGAUGCAGAAGACUGUGCUAUUGAAACAGACACUGUCCGUGCUGCCUGCCUCCCUGCAAGAGAACUGCAGCUGCCUGACUGGACUGAAUGUGAGAUCUCUGGUUAUGGCAGAAGUGAAGAAUUUUCUCCAUUCUAUUCAGAGCACCUGAAAGAAGGCCAUGUCAGACUGUUUCCAGCCAGUCGGUGCACAACACAGCAUCUCGACAACCGGACAGUUACAGACAAUAUGUUAUGUGCAGGAGACACGAGGAACCUUGAUGAUGCCUGCAAGGGUGACUCUGGAGGGCCUCUGGUCUGUAUGAAGGAUGAUCGUAUGUAUCUAAUUGGAAUCAUCAGCUGGGGAAUAGGCUGUGGCCGCAAAGACAUGCCUGGUGUUUAUACAAAUGUGAAUCGUUAUCUUGACUGGAUUCAGGACAACAUGAAACCCUGAGAAAGAAAAACGAACUAUCCACACUCUUGCGGCCAUGCCCUCCCAGCUUCCAUCUGGGUGCUUUAAGGACGCUGACAGGGCGUUCUGUUGGUCCAGAUGCUUGUGACUUUCAGUACAAGAUGACGACAAACUGCAGCAUGUGGGAAGGGCACAUUCUCAAAUCACUCUCCUUUCCUUGUUACAGGUAACCGGAAACUAACACUCCUCUCCCCCCCACCCCCAAGCUUUCUCCCUGCAUCAGAUCACAUGAGUACAAUUAAAAAUAAAUUUUGGCCUGAGAGAAUAAACCAAGAGAGAGAAUCAUGCAUCCUGUGAACAGCUAUGUUGUUUUGGGAAUGGGUGUGAACUGAAGGCAAAGGGGACAGAUUUUGUUUUCUGAAAACUUCAUCUCCCUCCUUAUUUGGCUGUAAAUUUGGAAGACAUUCCAGUCAGGCUUAAGCUCUGUCCUUAUACUAUUUUACUUUGGUUAUUUAAGCUGCUUUCAGCUUGACUCCAAUAGAAAGAGCAAGGCUGUAGGCAUGGGCUGCUUAUUUCCAUAUCAAUAUACUACUUGCUUUUUCAAUUUGGAACUCAUUCAUUAACUGGGUCUGAGCUUAAACUCUCUGAGCAAAUCCAGGAUGGCACACUUGUUAGGACAUUCCAUUCUUCCACUUGCUUUUCCUCCUGGUAGGAACUAAAUACUUAAAUAAAUAUCGAACAGGUACAAAUCUCACCACCAGCCUUAUCUGCCACAGAAUCAACACAUUACUUUUUGACUAUUAAAAUUUCUAUGCAUUAUCAUCUGACAUGAAAGCAAAAGCUCUUUCUUUAGCACAGCAGGGUGGGGCAAAGGGUAACUGUAAUGAUGGCAAUUUCAGGCAGCUGCUAGAUUUACAUCCCCAAGUAAAGAUCAGGUCAAACGUCACAAGGCUGCAUAGGUCACGUAACAGAAAGCAGGACAGGUAUAACCAAGUCACCAUGAACUAGAAUCUCAAUAAUCAAGCAUUACUUACUUGCAUUGCAGUUGCUGUGUGACGCUAAAUGGUAUCUAUACACAUCCUAAGAGUUAAGCCUCUUUGAGAGAUUCUUUCCUGUCCAAUUGUUGUAUAAAGUAAGAGGAAGCAGGUGUGGCUACCAUUUUACAAAAGGAAAAACAUUAUAUUGAGGCUACAAAAGGAGCUUAGCAUUAGUAUCAAUCAGGCAUUGUAGCUAGAAAACUAGUCUGCUUUAUUUGGGAAAGGCAAAACAUUGUAACUCAAAAUGUUUACUCUCACAGUUUUAAGGAACUCUCUGAUGAUCUACUAGGACAGCCUCCAGUCACAUAGAGAAACUAAGUACAGAAGAGAGAUUUGGUAACGACAGCCAUUACUUCCUCAAAUGGGUUUUGUAAAUGGCAGCUUUACAAAUGGUCCAUGUCUUUCUAGCUACCACCUUAGAAACUGACCUCGAAGAGAUCUUCCAUAAUGUCCUCAGAGAAACAGGGGUAUAAGUCCAGUUAGCUUCAGCAAUGAAUCACAUAUUCCAGCCAGUGGAAGGCCAAAAAAAAAACCAAACCCAAGAUUUUUAUUGAAAAAGAGUCACAGUGCAGGUUUUUGAGUGUGAUUUUUUUUGUUGUUAUUUGUAUUUUAUUAAGUAUAAACCUUGAGAAAAAGACAACUUAAUUUCCAUUCCUCUCCCCUAAACCCAUUUCCAAGUGCUGCUAUGCCUCACUAUCCUGCCAUUCACAAGCCUGCCAAAUAUUUGCAGCCUGUAAAACACCCAAAACUGUUCCGAUGAGUGACACAGGUAAGUAUCCUCAAGAACACAACUUUUGUUUGACAAUUCAGUCUAUUAAAUACGUUAUUUGAGCUUGAUGUGAUCUAACAGCCACCAGUAAAAUGUAACUGAACCACACCUGAUACUGCUAUCUUUUAGAAAAAUACAUCCUUCAAAAAUAUAAGUUGCAGAGAACAGUUUUACAUCACAGCCAUUACCAGCUCCUUGAAAGUACCCUUAGAUGAAAUAUCCAAGGUAAUAAGAGAGCUAUGCAAGCCUUAGCUGCCAUCUCUGUACUAGCUACUUCCUUCCACCCUGCUCUGUCUUCUGUGACAUCUUCUCUGUAGCUGACUUAAAGGGCCCAGAAUAGACUCAAUUUUUUUUCCAAAUGCUUCUUUAUCUCUCAUUUUGUAACAGAUCCUUAAUCUGUGAGAUCUACUAAAUACCAGUCCACUAACUAGAACUGAUGUUUCUCCAACCUUACUUCUCGCAUUUCAUUUCUCAAAAGUUGCUGCCACCUACCUCAGUGCAUUUGACUGCAUUUCUCUGGCUUCUUUACCUAUUACAUCCCUCCCUGAUAAAAAUCCCCAAGAUGGUUUCCACCUCUACAUCAGCUUUUCCUCUUCUUAUCCUACUUGUCCUCUUCCAGCACAGAGUAGCACCGUCUUGAGACAAGGUCUAAGACAAUAAUGAUUGCCAUCUGCUUGCCUCAUCUUUCCACUCACUUCACAGUCGGUAUCAUCACGUUCAAGUUCUUUCAGCAUUUAUUGUAACUGAAGUGCAACACUCUGUAUUUCUCCCUCCAAAACUCCUUUUAUCAUCAUCUACCAAGUUAUCUCACUGAUGUUGCUCCCCACUUCAUCUUUCAUUCCAUUGCAACUUGCAGACAUGUCAGACUGAUACAGAAAGCUUGUCAUAAGGUUAUGCCAGACACCCUUAUGCAUAUAAGCAGCCUUUCAAGAUCUCAAGUAACAAGAAUCACUUAAGCACGGAAGAAAAGAUACUUGAAAAAACAAAGCUACAAAGCCAAAGGAUGAUAGCAGUACUUGAGCAGGAAGGUGAAGAGGUAUUUCACUGUCUUCAUAAUUAAAGCACAGCCCUUAGCCUGCUACCCAAAACCCUACCUCACGAACAAAAAUGGUUUAGCUGCAUUCCUAAAGACAAUUUCACUGAGGGUCUAGGAAGAGCUCAGUAGUCCUUUGGGGAAACGUUAAGAAAAAUUACCAAGAAAGUAAUUAAUUGUAGCUUUUCAGACAGUGACUCAGUCCCAAGCUUACACUCCCAACUACAGACAGACAUUUAUCUCCCUAAGACACCAACUAGCCACAAUCCAAUUGGCAUUAUUUACCUUCCUCCUCAAAUACCAACUGCAUUUCUUGUAAAGCCCACACAAACCACUCUGAAAUGACACAGAUGACAUGUAAAAAUGAAUUUUAUUGAUGCCCUUGCUGAAGGUGGUAUUUGCACUGAACACGCUCAGCAGUAAGGCCACCUGCUAUGGCAUUCAUCAGUUGCACUGGAACUUGCAUUUCCACAAGCAAGAUGCCACUCAUCCGCUGCAAGUGUGCAUCACAUGCAAAUCAGAAUGUAUGUUAUCCUUCAUUUAGGGUCACCUUGUUCUGUUCACACGUAUGAACUGUACAUGCUGCACAGCCACCUGACCUGUAGUCACUUGCACAGCAGCUUAGGGACAAGUUCUGCUGCCACAGAGAAAACACAUUGGCAUCUAGUGGCCAAUGAGCACAUUACAGACAAUAAAGAACAGUGCAGAUGCCUCUCAUUUCAUAUUUUUGCUGUACAGAUGAAGCUCAGACUGGAAUGGCAGAUGCAGCAACAGCUCCUGCAGAACAGAUGGUCCCAGUGAAAAAUCCAGCGUAGGCUUGAAUUCACCUGCACAGCAGCUGAUUGGUACAGGAACUCGAAUGAGGUAGGACAGCCAGAAACACUACAGAGGUACCAGGACACAAUUAUCUCAAGGAAAGACGUCGGUGAGCAGGAGAACAGCAGUAUCACCUUCAUUUGUAAUAGGCAGGCAGAGACAAAAAGAGGUUCCAACAAGUUACAAUAGCAAUCAUCUUCAUUUAGCCACAGUUUCAGUUUCCAUCAGAGUGCUGUGUGUCCACAAAACUUCUCCCGCCUGUCUGUAUCUUCCCUGAGUCCCUAAAGAAGCUAGGAGAAUCCCUACCUUCAAAUACUGACGAAAUAAGAAGAGAUGCAGAAUUACAUUGAGAUGUCACCACCCAUCAGUUACAAGAUCACGUGUGCUACAGUCAGCCCUUCAUAAAAUAUCAUACUAAAAUUUGGGUGGGUUUCCAGUCCAUCUCCAGAGAUUCAAGAUACCUGAUGACCAAGAUGGCUUAUGAAAUAU